AUGCAGGAGUCCCUUGUGCGGAGCGGCCUGUGGAACCCUGAACCCAGCCAGAGCUGGGCGGCAGGGCGGGAAGCUCGCCCGACUCUGGAAAUCUAUUUUGUUUACGCUGUUCUCGCAGCAUUCAUCAGCCAGCCAUCAUCUGACCCCCACGUGCCCGCGCUCAGGAUCGACGCCUCGUCCCGGCUGCGGCGGGCAAUCCACGCCAACGACGCCCUCCUCGUCAAACGCAUCCUGCACUCGCACCCGAAGCUCCUCCACAACCCCGACACCUCCCCCGGCGGCCUGUCUAACUCGAACCUGCACCUCGCCGCCUCGUUGGGCCACCUCUCCAUCGUCAAGCUCCUCCUCUCGCUCGGCUGCGAGGCCGACUGCCCCUCGCUCAACGACGACUACCAGACCGCCCUGAUGCUGGCCGCCGGGGCGGGCCAUACCGAGAUCGUCCACUUCCUCAGCGAGCAGGACCCGGGCAUCAUCCUACGCCGCGAUAUCCGCGGCCGCGAUGCCAUUAUGGAGGCGUCUCGCGGUGGCCACGACACGGUCCUGCAGAUCCUGCUGACCUACGUGCCCUGCGGACCCGAACAGGCCGUCCGGAAUGCAGACUCUGAGGGUAACACGGCGCUCCACUUUGCGAGUAGCAAUGGCCAUCUGCUGGUGCUUAGGACGCUCCUGGCAGCUGGCGCGGAUGCGGAGAGGAAGAACAUAUGGUCCUGGACUGCUAUUGCCUACAGCGCCACCGUCGAAGCCGAGGUCUACCUCAAGAAGCUCAUUGUCGACACCGAGACAAAAAGGAAGAUUAAUCGGCAAGCUGAUGAGUCAAGAAGAGGGACUGGGCUGAAGGGCGGGUUGAGGAUGGUUGGGGACAUCGAGGACUGA
Molecule: messenger RNA, 873 nt
Organism: Diaporthe amygdali
Lineage: Eukaryota; Fungi; Ascomycota; Sordariomycetes; Diaporthales; Diaporthaceae
Product: spherulin-1b precursor
Exons: 4
Coding region: 1-873 (290 amino acids)
Molecular function (GO): protein binding
Source: RefSeq, a predicted model, not a curated record